This is a messenger RNA of Porites lobata, 4551 nucleotides long. Lineage: Eukaryota; Metazoa; Cnidaria; Anthozoa; Scleractinia; Poritidae. The record is from the annotation of a GenBank genome assembly.
AUGGCGCUUCAGAACCAAAGAAAGGCGAACGUAAGUUUUAACCCGAUCUAUUGCACGUUAGAAAACUUAGAAUAUAUAUGCUCUCCAUUAAACGUCUUUCUUUUACUCUGCAUCAUUCUUUGUUUUCUUUUCAAAUAUUUCUUAUCGAUUUUUGAUGAUGACGUUCGACAUGCGUUUGCUGACAAAUAUGGUUGGUACAUUUGCCUUGUUCCUUGACCGUAUUUUUAUCUCAUUUUAGGUCCGAUUGCCCCCAGAAGUUAACAGAAUUUUAUAUGUAAGGUAAGAACCUAAAGAUUUAUCAUCGUACUCCUUCUAGUCCCUGCUGUAGCUGUGGUGUUGUUAUGCAGUAAAACUCAAUUGACACUCUCUAAUCGCGUGUUCAUGCUUUGGUAUGAUUUGGAAAAUCUUGCUACUAUGUAGAAAUCAUAAGUACUAAUUAUUUUAAGUUUAAGAUGGCUUCCCAGCAUUGUUAUGGUUUUGUUUUUUGAGAAUGGCAUGUUCAUUUUGUCAGGCCCAGUUAAAACAGAACCUAAUAAUAUUGCAUUUUGUGGUAAAAACGAAAAGGAAGCCAGACCAAAGAAGGCAGGUUAAAGUAGCUCAUAACAGAAUCAUCUGCUCAAGUUUUGAUGUACUGAAUUGAUGGUAUUUGGUAUGGUUCAUUUAAAGCCCAGCAUCUGAAGUAAAUCUAACAGUCUUCUAACCUUAGAAUCACUGACACAAACAGGUUCAGGUUCUCUCUCCUUUGUUAUGUAUCGGUCAAAUCGAAGCUUCAACAUCCCCCCCCCCCCGGGCAUACCCCGGGCAUUUGACACCUUUGCCGUCCCGGGGAGGAGGGAAUUUGAUCAUCAAAGUCUUCCAGGGGGUGGGGAAUUUGAACUCCACCCUCGAUUUCAUGAAAAAUCUUUGGCGUGGCGAGCUAUCAUGGGGGACGCGCGCGGUGUUGGAGGAUUUUCGUGGAAAAGAUUGUGCCUUUGUGGCCAAUUGGUUACGAGGAAAGGGCUUAAACAAGCUUUUUGCCGUAUUUGAAGUAUUUAAAUUUUAAAAUUUUUAAUAUGGAUUCAGGCUUUGAAUGUAUGAUUGUAUUUUAUUGUUGUGUUUACAAUGAAGUACAAUACUUAUACCGGCGAUUCAGUACAACAACAUAAAAUAAAAUAAAAUAAAACGGUCAACUACUUUGACCUACUGCAAGUAUGUUAAUUAAUAAGGUGAGCGAUGAUGCAUGUCAGUCAAAUGGUCAUGAUGUAGUAAUCUCAAUAGGUGGGAUCUUUUUUUAUAGAACGCUUUGUACGUUGCAUGACGAAGAAAAGCUGAGCAUUCAGUGACCUUGUAGCAGCGAUUUUCGCCGCUUUGCACGAGACUUUUGUUCGUAGUAAAUGCGCUAGCAGUGUUGCUCAGUUUUUGUUAUAUUUAUAAAGAUUUUGUUCGACAACUGAAGGCGUUUCCGCCGUCCUUCUCUCAUUUUUGUGCCCGUGAAAUGGCCCAAGGGUGGGGGCAUUUGAUCACCUGAAUGGACCCUAGUGUGAGGCGUUUGAACGGCAUUUUGGCCCGGGUAGGGGGGAAUUUGAACAAUAAUUUUCAAAAAAGUCAAAUGCCCGGGGGGUUGCCCGGGGGGGGGGGGCAUUUUGAAGCUACGAUUUGACCGAUACAUUAUUUUGAUGGUAAUGUCAUUUGCCCCUGCAAAAUCUGCAAGGAUGCCAGAUACUGUAUUUACCCUUGUGUAAUGUGCACCAAUUGCAAUCCAACUAACUUUUUUCUCUCUCUACAGAAAUCUACCUUACAAGAUUACAACAGAAGAAAUGUAUGACAUAUUUGGCAAAUAUGGAGGCAUCAGACAGAUAAGAAUGUAUGUAGAUGUACAUGUAUUAUUUGCAGUAGGUAUUUUGUUAAAGGGGCUACACGUAUGCCAUGCUUAGGAUAGAUAUGGAUUGAUACAAUUGAAGGUUUUUUAUGCUAUGCCGUCAAAAAUCACCAAAGAAUUAUUAUGAUUUGUACUCCCCAACGAAAUUUGUUUGAUAUCUUUGUAACUUCACCAAAGCAUUUGGUAAAUGGGAAAAAGCACUAAAGUAAUGACUUUAGCACAGAAAUAACCGAAAACAGUAAUGUCCUCAUCACAUACAUGUAGCCACUUUAAGUUGAUCCUUAAAUAUUUAUUCCUCAGGACUUUUAGUAAGAAUCCUAGUAGCAGGAGAAAGGUGUAACAUUACCGGAGAAUAUUUUGAAUGAGGCUCCAGGUGUGAAUAAAAAGUAUUCAUAAGCUACCGAACGUUAGUCGGAGAAUUUUGCAUAGUAAAUGGAGAAUUCUCCAAUCUCCAAUACCUGAUGAACACCCUGAUUCCUUUUACAGUGAAAUUCAUUGAAUUGCGCUGUGCGUUUUGCAAAAUUUGAAGGAAUUUUGGGUUUUUCUGUUCUGUCAAUCAUCUUAGCGGACCUCAUAGGAAACACAUGUUUACUUGCAUGAGUUCAAGCGGUCCUGGUUUUUGUUAUUUGUGAUUGGUGGAUUUUCGGUCUGUUUUGUUUGUUUCGUGUUUCAAGGUUUGUUGCUUUGUGAUCGUCCUGUUUCAGGCAAUAGUCGACUAGUUAAGUUUGCUUUGUAGAUUUUACUGAUCUUUCUUAUUCUUGUCACUUGUAAAAAUAAAGCAAAAGAAUCCACUCACCAUAUUAGAAUCCACUCACCAUAUUUGGGAUUUCUUUUGCUAUCCUUGAGCAUUCUAGAGUCAUUCUAAGCCAAGCUGGGCGAGCAUGUUACUGUGUGAUUUGCAUCAACCCCGCCUUCACUCAAAUGAUUGACAUAACAGAAAAACCCAAAAUCCCUUCGAACUUUGUGAUACACGUAGCGCAAUACAACCAAUUUUGCUGUAAGUGUUUAUAUAAACAUGCUCUUCCUCUACUUUUUUUUCAUACACUGUUGUGUUUCUAAUGAGGAGCGUUUGUAUAAACAUCGACAACUUACUGGCGAUUUUUAAUUUUCUUUUUCUUUAUCAUUUUCCUACCUUGCUUUUAUUUUUAUGUCCUUUGGUUGGAUCAAUGAAGAAAAUCUGAAUGCAAUACACAUGAUUUCUCCUUCGCAACUACUGAUUCACAGUCAAAACAGAACUCACAGGAAAUGUUAUUAGUUAAGCACUUUGAAGACCUUAACAGCUGUUGUAAUGACAUUCUUUUAGAGAAAUAAGGAAGUAUUCUACAUUGUGGUGAAAGCAAUGGUCUACAAUAAAAGCUGUUAGGUGAUAGGAAUUAUGGAGUUCAAGAAUGUUUGGCAUUCACAGCCAUUUACAGCUCUGAGUGCAAUCAAAUUACCUAAAGAUAGUUCGUGUUCAUAUUACAACACUUACAGUUACUGUGGCAAUAUGGAUAAGUGUAAUUUAGGAAAGGUUAAACUCAAGGCAAUGCCGGGGAUCCUCUAUGUUGGCAUUCAUAUUCACUUUCUUGCUUCCCUGUCAGUGAGACCAUUUUGUCUGCUACUUUUGAGGUACAGCUAUAACUUGAAUUUCUACUCUUAAAUUACAGUGGUAAUGCACCAGAAACAAGAGGCACAGCAUUUGUAGUGUAUGAAGAUAUCUUUGAUGCCAAGAAUGCUUGUGAUCAUCUGUCAGGCUUCAAUGUCUGCAAUCGCUACCUUGUCGUACUCUACUACCAAUCUACCAAGGUAAAGUAGACUGACAACAUUAUUUGUCUAAGGCAGGGCUGUCACUUAGACAGUAUGACUCCUGGCAUCUUUCAUUGGAAAUGAAAGGACAAUAGAACCAAAAUAAUAUUAUUUUCUAGCUGAUCAAACAUAACUAUUUUGCAAGUCCCUUGGCCUUUCUUCAUAUCAAGGUUCUACUGUACUUUAGUCAAAUCCAAUGUUUAUUAUUUAUUUCUUUUUUUAUUCAGGCUUUCCAAAAAUUGGACAAGGAAAAGAAGAGACAGGAAUUGGAGAAAAUGAAAGAAAAAUAUGGAAUCAACAAGGACAAGUAACACCAUUAGGAAGGAGAACACCAGAAAAUGUCUUAUUUAUAUACAGCACUUUAAUACCAAAAACUGUUUUCCAGAAGUCAGUAAUUUAUGUACAUUGUAGCACAUAGUACAAACAACAUUCAGAAAGAGGAAGUAUAGGUUGUAGCCCAGUUAUGUUGCAGUACUUUGUUAAUGUUCCUCAAAUGUUUUGUUACAUGUAGUUAUCUAUAGCUGUGGAAAGUAGUUGACAAAUAUCUCUUGACGGUGUACAGCAUGGCAAUUUGAAUGCACUCCAUAACACUCUAGUUAUCUUUGUUUUAGUUCAAUCAAAAUUGUAAAUGCUAAUUUGGUUUAAACGUAGCUUGUCUUUCUUACCAAAUAAAAAACUGAAUGUUACAGAACAGGGCGACUACUGUAACCAUUGUUCUAGGUGAGAAAUGUGUCUCGGGUCAAUGACCCGGCAGAGAAGGCUUCCUGGCCCAACAGAUGGCAUAUGUGUUAAGUAAAAUAUGACGAAAAAAGUUAGCAUGUGGUCUUGGUGACCCCUCAGAUGGUCUACAUGAAAGAAUAAACUGGAACGCUGUGUAACCAGGGCAACAUAGACAAAGUUGACCAAUC